AUGCGAAUCUUCAAUGGCCUUUGCUUUGCUGUUCUAGCGCAGCAGCUUCUGGCGUUGGUUCCCUCCGAACAUCCGGUGAAGGGCGGCGACGUUUGCCUGGGUGGUAGCCAGUAUUCCAAUGCAACACCUUCCUUGCGGUUCUGCAACUGCCAGGGUGGGCUUGGAUGCCCAUCACAGGUGUUGUUAACACUUUUUGGUGUAGCCGCUGGUCCGGAACCUUGGAUGCAUGCGAACAGCACGGAGAUCAACGUUUCAGAGGAGCUGUGGUCUUCCCGUCGCUUUCACAAUCAGGAGGACACAUCCGAGUUUUCAGAGACGAGUGGUGUGUCGUCGUAUCUGCUCAUCUCGGAGGGUAUGGGUCUUGGAACUUUUGCGUCGGGGGUGUAUGCUGCUCUCUCCGGCUAUGUUGGCAGGUCUGGAGCAUACCCGCUGAACCUGAUGCAUUUCGUGUCGAGCUCACGUGGGACAGGGUUCCAAACUUCUGAAAUUUCUCAAAUUCGCACCUGCAUCAACUACGAAGAGAGACCUCCUGCUGCUGCCGGAGACGGAGACGAUUCUGAGGAUUCUGACGGCAGUGAUGACGGUGAUGAUGGGUCUGACACGGAAACCGAUAUCAGUACCACUACUACGACAUCUCUGGCGCUUUACGAGCCCCCGACGGAGGUUUUUUGUGGCCGGGAGCUUGCAACCAGCCCCAGCAGAGUGAAGCUGAACAUUUACGGAUAUACCUGGGGGAGCAAGUGGGCAACCGACACCAGCGGCCAAGAGUAUUUCUUCUACCGCGUGCGCCUUUGUUUUAGCAGGAUCCAAGACUGGUACAUCAAUCAAGCACGCCGUGGGGAAGGCAUACUGGGCACAGGGCAGGAAGUGGAGGUUUUGGAUUUUCAGCAGGAGCUCGCACCAGCGACUUUGCACUGUGUGUCAUGUGGGAGCGACGCCCUCCUGUGCACUGAUGCAGUUAUAAGUGCUUGGCCACGUGCAUGUUGA
Messenger RNA from Symbiodinium sp. CCMP2456, 987 nucleotides. NCBI's taxonomy places the organism in Eukaryota, Dinophyceae, Suessiales, Symbiodiniaceae. The record is from the annotation of a GenBank genome assembly.